GCGCGGGGCGUCCCCACGGGCCGGCGCGCGGACACUCCCGGGAGCGGGGCGGAGGCCGGCACAGCUGCGGGCUCCGGUCCGGGCCAGCGAGGCGACCCGGGGGCCCGGGCUGGUGCCCCAUCCUCCUCCGUCAGCGGCCGCCGCGGACGCCCCCUCGGGGUGCCUGCCCUCCCCUCCGGGCGGCCGGCAGGUUUUCUAUCAGAUGUUACACCAGAAGAAUGCUGGAGUUAAGAAGUCUCUGUUCCUUUGCUCCAAACCAGAAGACUUUGUUACCUGCAUAUAGAGUAGGAGUAAUGUUGUUUAGAAACGGGCUGGUGUUGGAAAAUGAAGAUUGUCAUGACUGUAACUCUAUGCUGAAAUAAGAUUAAUUGUCUUGGAAAUACUUAGUUGGACACUAGUGUGGUUCUUAAAAGCAUGAGCUUUGAAGUCAAGCAGACCUGAGUCAAAAUUCCAGCUUUGACAUUUAACUAAUACUUAACCAACCUACCUAAUACUUAAGCACUAGUUUACAUAUCUUUAAAGGUAUCCUAAAUCUGUUUUGGAACCAUGAAAAUUUUGCUGGUUUUUGACUUUGACAAUACAAUCAUAGAUGACAAUAGUGACACCUGGAUUGUACAAUGUGCCCCAGAGAAAAAGCUUCCUAAUGAACUACAGGAUUCUUAUAAAAAAGGAUUUUGGACAGAAUUUAUGGGCAGAGUCUUUGAGUAUUUGGGAGAGGAGGGUGUAAGAGAAGAUGAAAUGAAAAGAACAAUGGCAUCAAUACCUUUCACUCCAGGGAUGGUGGAGCUUUUAAACUUUAUAAGAAAGAACAAGGACAAAUUUGAUUGCAUCAUUAUUUCAGAUUCAAAUUCUGUCUUCAUUGAUUGGGUUUUAGAAGCUACCAAUUUUCAUGAUGUGUUUGAUAAAGUGUUUACAAAUCCAGCAGCUUUUGAUGGCAGGGGUCAUCUCACUGUGGAAAAUUAUCACGCUCAUUCUUGCAAUAAGUGCCCCAAAAACCUUUGCAAAAAUGCAGUUUUGGUAGAAUUUGUAGAUAAACAGUUACAACAAGGAGUGAAUUAUACACAGAUUGUUUAUAUAGGUGAUGGUGGAAAUGAUCUUUGCCCAAUAACCUUUUUAAAGAAAAACGAUGUUGCCAUGCCACGGAAAGGAUAUACUUUACAGAAAACUCUUUCCAGAAUGUCUCAAAAUCUUGAGCCUAUGGAAUCUUGUGUUGUAGUUUGGUCUUCGGGUAUUGAAAUAAUUUCUCAUUUGCAAGUUCUAAUAAAGGAAUAAUAUGCCAACAA
Molecule: messenger RNA, 1283 nt
Organism: Pipistrellus kuhlii (Kuhl's pipistrelle)
Lineage: Eukaryota; Metazoa; Chordata; Mammalia; Chiroptera; Vespertilionidae
Gene: PHOSPHO2
Product: phosphatase, orphan 2
Exons: 5
Coding region: 547-1272 (241 amino acids)
Molecular function (GO): phosphatase activity
Source: RefSeq, a predicted model, not a curated record